Messenger RNA from Scophthalmus maximus (turbot), 2770 nucleotides. Its product is annotated as gonadotropin-releasing hormone II receptor-like. Lineage: Eukaryota; Metazoa; Chordata; Actinopteri; Pleuronectiformes; Scophthalmidae. Gene Ontology annotation, biological process: G protein-coupled receptor signaling pathway. Gene Ontology annotation, cellular component: membrane. The record is from RefSeq and is a predicted model, not a curated record. Bases 235 to 1356 code for a protein of 373 amino acids. Gene Ontology annotation, molecular function: peptide binding; gonadotropin-releasing hormone receptor activity. The transcript has 4 exons.
UUCCGCCGCAACACCCCGCGCGUCACCCAAUUUAAUUAACCAAUCGGCAUUGAUCCUUGUGGCUCCUCGUUCACGCGGAAUAAUGCUCACUGUAGAUAGCAGAGCGUGCGGGGCGGAUGGUGGAGGAUCAGAGAGACCAGGCUAAUCUAACUGAAGCUUUGCUUUAUCACACAAUGAGAAGUGUGCAAGAGUCAGGGAGCAGGCAGUGAUGCUCCAGCAUCCGACACACUCAGGAUGGCAGGAAACCAGUCCCUGUGGAAUUCCACACCUGCUGAGAACUUCUCUGCUCCAACCUCCGCUUCACCCUGGGACGCUCCGUCCUUCACUGUGGCGGCACGCUGCCGUGUAGCAGCCACACUGGUACUAUUUGUCUUUGCUGCUGUCAGUAACCUGUCGGUCCUCAUCAGUGUGUGCUGGGGGCGGGGCCAUCGCCUGCCAGCACACCUCCGUCCUCUCAUUGCCAGUUUGGCAUCAGCUGAUCUGGUGAUGACUUUUGUGGUGAUGCCACUGGAUGCCAUUUGGAACAUUACAGUGCAGUGGUAUGCCGGAGAUGUCAUGUGCAAGCUGUUGUGUUUCCUCAAGCUGUUCGCCAUGCACUCAGCUGCAUUCAUACUGGUGGUGGUGAGUCUGGACCGCUACCGUGCGAUCCUUCAUCCUCUGGACUCUCUGGACGCUGGGCUCAGGAACAGACGCAUGCUGCUUGUGGCCUGGACUCUGAGUGUGCUGCUGGCCUCUCCACAGCUGUUCAUCUUUCGGGCCAUUAAGGCUGAUGGAGUGGACUUCACUCAGUGUGUGACCCAUGGAAGUUUCCGGCAUCGCUGGCAGGAGACGGCAUACAACAUGUUUCACUUUGUGACGCUAUAUGUCUUCCCCCUGCUUGUCAUGACUUUCUGCUACACCCGCAUCCUCACCAAGAUCAAUGGGCAGAUGCACAAGAGAAAAGAUGGUGAGCAGUGCCUAAGGCGCAGUGGAACAGACCUCAUACCCAAAGCCCGGAUGAAGACCCUCAAGAUGACCAUUGUGAUUGUUGCCUCCUUUGUAAUCUGUUGGACUCCCUACUACCUCCUUGGGAUCUGGUACUGGUUCCAACCAGCCAUCAUCCAGCACACACCUGAGUACAUACACCACAUUCUGUUUGUCUUCGGCAACCUGAACACCUGCUGCGACCCUGUCAUCUAUGGCUUCUACACCGCAUCUUUCCGGGCCGACCUUGCUGAUGUGGCGGCAUGCUGCCGCGGCCACCAAGCCAACGCCUCACCUCGCUCUGUGGAUCAUCUGUCAGGUCGAAGAGCUGGAGCUGCUGGGGAGAUGGAGUCUGACAUGAGUUCAAACCAGCACAGUGGGAAUCCAAGUUAAACAGAAGUAAUCUUGCCCUGGAGAGUGAAGCACAGUUUCAAUAUACCCAGUGUCAGCCGUAUGAUAUUCAAGGCAUUCCCCAUGAGUACAUAUUGGAUUUUAAACAACUUCUAUUCUUGCCCUUUACAAUAGCUGAUCUGAAGGGAAAAGCGUCUCUCCUCAGUACCUCCUUCAACAUACUAUAUGUUUAUGGUAGCAGCAGUUCUGAAAAUGAUUGCCCUUACCAGUCCCCCACAAUGUGCUGCAAGAGCCAUGUGUGCCAAUACUUUGUCAAUUACUGCAUUCCAGUUUUAUUUGUCGUUCUCACAGCUGUGUAUGCCACGCCAGUUCAAAGGGAUGAGCACCACAUGCACAUGUGCAAUUCCCUACAUCUAUUACAGUCUGAGUAUUUUGUUUCUUACAUUAAGAGUGAAGCCUAUGUAUAUGCCUGUUUUACCAAUUUACCCACAGUGUAGUCUACUGAAAAGUAUUUACAUGUCAUAUAUAGGCUAAACAAAUACUCAUACUGUAUAUGUAACACAGAUAUGAAAUUGAUGUCGAUCUUUUUAUCUCACUGUCAGAAAAGACAAAAUAUGUCCAAAAGUGUUGAGCUUUAACUUUAAGAGUCUAUAAUUACCACUACCUCCAAGAGAAGACAAAGACUGCGAACUGGAUAAUUAUUGUUUCACUGCAUGGCUGUUUGUGUCACUGAUUGGUGCUAUUUAUUGGAUAGAAAUCAAUAGGAAAUAAGAAGAGGUCAUUACUCAAGACGAAAUGAAAUAUGUCACUGUGUAAAAAAUGUAUAUUUAACCGAUUGGAACUUGGCGAGUAUUAAAUUCAUUGUAGAAUGUAAGAAAUAACUGCUUGUUACUUAUGCAUAAGUAUAUGAUUAACAUACAUGCAAUUCAUAUUUAAUUGAUAUACUUGAGAAGCACAAUAGGAACAACACACUAAUACCAGGUAAAGGCUCCCUUUACUCUCAAACAGUUAUAGAAUCCAGAUGUUGGGAACUUUCGGCUCCAUGUUGAGUGCAUCACUUCUGCAGAUUUGUCAGCUGCUGUCAAUCUCCAGUUCUAACACAUCCCAAAGGUGUUCUGCUGGACCAUUCUGCUCUGACCUUUCUCAUCAACACAAAACUGCUGCUCACAGGAUUGUUUUUGAUUCUGGCUCCAUUCUGAGAAAAAACUCCAGAGAAUGUUGUGUGUGAAAUUCUGAUGUUUGAUGUGAACAUUAACUAAGGCCCCUGGAGGAUUUGAUGCAUAGCACUGCUGCAACAUGAUUGCCCAAUUAGAUAAUUGCAUGAAUAAGCAGGUGUACAGAUGUUCCCAAUAAAGUGCUUAUUUAAUGUGACUAUACCAACAUUAUUAUUCUCGAAAUGCAAGCAGGUGUGAAUUGGGGUCUCAUAUUUGCUUAAUAAAAGUAUUGGAAAACAUUC